Molecule: messenger RNA, 1039 nt
Organism: Coccinella septempunctata (seven-spotted ladybird)
Lineage: Eukaryota; Metazoa; Arthropoda; Insecta; Coleoptera; Coccinellidae
Product: zinc metalloproteinase nas-13-like
Exons: 5
Coding region: 46-1017 (323 amino acids)
Biological process (GO): proteolysis
Molecular function (GO): zinc ion binding; metalloendopeptidase activity
Source: RefSeq, a predicted model, not a curated record
UAUAAGUAGGAUAUCAUUGUAAUAGUGCUAUUUCAAGUAUCAAUCAUGCUAGUUACUUCCCUCGUGUUUUUCCUGUUUUGUGGUGCAGGGUUGAGGUGCUCACCUAUCUCAGAAGAUGGUGUGAAAGAUCUCAAUGGUAACAACAUCGAUUCUGAGUCUGACCUUAUAAAACCAGCCACCUCACCUGAUGAAGAGUCAGGUAAAAUGGUCGAAACUUGGGAGGAGAUCUCCGGUGUGAAUCCAGAAGAAAUGGGGAACUACUUCGAAGGUGAUAUAAUGCUACCACCACGAUCUGUAUCGAGGAAUGGUUUAAGAAAUGAAACAUUUCGUUGGGAAAAUGCUAUCAUCCCCUAUGUUAUAGAAGGAUAUUUCUCCAGUAAUGCCAUGAAUUUGAUCAAAAAGGCUAUGGAUAUUUACCACAAAUAUACCUGUAUAAGAUUCGUGCAAAGGAAGAGUUCAGACGUGGACUACAUCGCCAUAACCAGCGGAAAUUCAGGCUGUUGGUCAAACGUUGGCAGGGUUUCUGGCAAGCAAGAGGUCAACCUACAAACCCCUGCUUGUACAACGAAAGUUGGAACUAUUUUGCAUGAAUUGAUGCAUGCCUGUGGAUUCUACCACGAGCAAAAUCGACCAGAUAGGGACGACUACGUCACUGUGAGCUUCCAGAACAUCAAAUCUGGCCACGAAUCUAACUUCAAGAAAGCCACUCCGGAGUCUACAAAUGAUUUUGGCGUAACUUACGAUUAUAGAUCAGUAAUGCACUACUCAGAACAUGCAUUCUCGAAAAAUGGAAAAGCUACCAUUAUUCCAAAGGUGUCUGAAGCAUCUGGAAAAAUGGGGCAAAGGGAUGGUUUCAGCAGGAAGGAUUUGAUGAAGCUGAAUGCGAUGUACAAGUGCCCAAACGUACCAGCAGAAUUCACCACCCAAGCUCCUGAACAAAGCAAUGGAGGUGGUGGUUCUAGUAGUGGAGGUGAUAUUUUAUCUGCCAUCUUCAGUUUUCUAGAUAAAAAGAAAUAAGAAAUAAUAGAAAGAAUACAGU